Talaromyces marneffei is the source of this 1347-nucleotide messenger RNA. RefSeq lists its product as uncharacterized. Gene Ontology annotation, molecular function: oxidoreductase activity. NCBI's taxonomy places the organism in Eukaryota, Fungi, Ascomycota, Eurotiomycetes, Eurotiales, Trichocomaceae. The transcript has a single exon. The record is from RefSeq and is a predicted model, not a curated record. The coding region runs from base 1 to 1347 and encodes 448 amino acids.
AUGUCAGCGGUGACACCGAUCCAGCUGUCAUCCGAACACUUAGGAAUUAUUCGCGCCCCCGUGGACAUCCCUGCCGAAUCCUUAGAAGCAUGCAACAAGCUUCUUCAGAAGAACCAUGAAGUCUACCAUAUGUUUUUCCGUGAUACUGUUGGUCACAACCAUAUCGUUCACAGUCUCUUGACCGUUCUUGCAUUGGGAGCUACUCCUCAAGAACUACAAGAUCGCUACGAUGAUGGAACACCCAUCCAACGACCCAUUCCCGAAAUCGACAACGCAUUGCUCCAGAAAUUAUCGGACGAUAAAGUCUUCUUUAACGCUAUCGGCGAAAUUGCACAAUACCACACGUUUCUCGAAUUCUUCAAGCGCGAAAUUGCCGCCAACGGGUGGAAAGAAAUCACCCAAAAGUAUGUCUUUACACGAAACAAACUUGGGGACAAGAUGCUCGCCCGUAUGUACGAGGGUGCUUAUCACCCAAUCAUCCACCUCGGUCUGGGUAUAGAAUUCCAGUCUGAGGCUAUCAUUGCUGAGGCGCUUGCCCAGGCCGCCGCUCACGACGAUGCCAACAUUGGCAAAUUGUUCCUGAAUGCAGAACAAGAAGCGGCUAUUGUUUACCCUAGAGCCAAACCCAACUCCAUGAUUCAAUUGAUCCAUGAUGUCCGCAACAAUGAUAGAAUCCGCACCGCUCCUCAAUGGACCGACUUCGGUUUCAAGAUGCGUGAUGGUAUUGUCGGCCGUGCUUGCGAAGAAAUGCAGUCUGUUGCUGCUCGGUUUUGCAUUAAGCCCACGGAAGAGGACCUUGAACGGCGGACAGCAGAGAUGAUAAGUACAGUCGCAUAUUUCUCUGGUGCAGCACAGCAUGAGGGUCGCAAAAGAAAGAUCGACUUUUUCAACAUGCACUGUGUCACUAGCAGCAUCUUCUUCACCAUCUUGAUCCGCCAGAAAUGGAUUAAGCUGGAAGACCGUAUCCGUCUCGUCGAGUGGAAAGCACGACUUGACUUGGCAUGGUAUGCAGUCUCCGGAUCAGCACUACUAGACCGCAAGGCCAUCACUGAUUACUCUAAUCCGGAGAGCGACAAUAUUGGCUGGGCCGAGUUAUUCAGUGCUGUCAACAAGGAGCACGAUGACGGUCACGCCGCCAAAUACAUCCGAGCGCUCAAGAACGGUGAGGAAGUCUGCGAACAAUAUGAGCAAGGUGAAUGGGAGGCAUACUUCCCCAUGAAGGGUGAUAUGUGGUUAAAGCUAGUCAGGAUGUGCCAGGACACCACCAAGAACCUUCAUACUGAUCUGAAGUGGGUGCCAUUUACCGGCUUUGAGCAGCCCUGGAAGAGACCUGAUUUGGCGAACUAG